Messenger RNA from Metarhizium album ARSEF 1941, 1698 nucleotides. RefSeq names its product acriflavine sensitivity control protein acr-2. The transcript is spliced from 3 exons. The record is from RefSeq and is a predicted model, not a curated record. Lineage: Eukaryota; Fungi; Ascomycota; Sordariomycetes; Hypocreales; Clavicipitaceae. The coding region runs from base 1 to 1698 and encodes 565 amino acids. Gene Ontology annotation, molecular function: transcription cis-regulatory region binding; DNA-binding transcription factor activity. Gene Ontology annotation, biological process: positive regulation of transcription by RNA polymerase II. Gene Ontology annotation, cellular component: nucleus.
AUGCAGGCGAUUGAUUCUCAGGGAAACCCAAGGCCCUCGCCGCCCUCCGGACGUCGGCCAAGCAAGACUGGGGCAUGUCAACCUCAAGCUGCCCCCAAGCUGGGAGGGAGGCGGAGAGAUGUUGCCGUAAGUUGGGCCGCUGCGGGAGCUGGAGGCCGCGACCUUGGUCAGAUUCACAAUGUACAGGUCACCUACUCUGAGCGUGGUCGCGAUGAACCACUGUACAGCGGGCAAUACCAGCAACCACCGUUGGCUCCGCGUGAUGCGGUGUCGGGGGGGGAUAGAGACGGCAUGGGCGAAACAGCAGCCACGGACCGCGACGGGAGCAUCGCCAACGUGCCGACUCCGGACCAUCGGGUCCAUGUGCCUACCAAGACCGGAUGUUUUGGUGGUAGAAGUCUGACAGACCCCGUCUUUCAGGACCUAGAUCCAAGUUCAAGAAGUUAUCUUGCACACUUCACCAACCGCGUUUGUCAAGACUUGGUGCCGAGAGACUCACCCAACAGCAAUCCAUUCCGAGAACUUAUUCCUCUGACCAACAAGCAUCCGCUGCUCCUUUACGUGCUCAUAGCAACGUCUGCCAUUCACUGGUCUAAUAUCUCCUGGACUAUUCCUUCUAUUCCUAUUCCAACCGGUUUGACUAAUCCGGGCGACUAUGUUGCUCAACUGCGGUCUCAGGAUUCCGGAACUAGGCGAGCACUCAUAGAUGCCCUGACGGCCAAGCAGAAAGCGAUAAAGCAUCUUCGCCGAGCCAUCAGUUCCUUGGAUCCAGCUGGCAACGAGGUGACUCUUGCUGCUAUGCAUUUCUUUGUCAAGUUUGAGUUGAUUGAUUUUGAACGAAGAGUUGCAAUUGGAAAUAAUCCCCAAGAAGAGAGAGAGCAGGGGGUGACAGAUUGGCGGGCCCAUCUCCAAGCGGCAAGCCGCAUCUUGGGAUUGUUGGCGUCGGAUUCCUCAGGGCAUGCUUCAAGCCGCAUGUUGCGUGAUUGUGUCAUUGCCGAUUGCUUCAUAUAUCACACUCUGGGAUCAACCCUUGCGGAUACAGCAGGGGCCUCGCGCAUAACUCAAUAUGCAUUCGAGUUAUUGCACAUAAUGAAACGAGUCGAGGUGAACAGUUAUCUCUCGUGUCCGCCAGAGAUUCUCAGAAUCAUCCUCUUCGCGUCCCAGCUUUCACGGGAGGACCCUUGCGCUGACUGCAACCCCAAGGCCAUAGACACGGCGCUCGCACUCAUCAAUGAAGCGCUUGCAUUUGACAUUGCCGCGUGGGCGGACCAGCUUCGGGGGCUUCCCAACGUGACUGACAUCGACAGUCGAAUCCACGUCGCCUCGGCACAUCGUUCGGCAGUGUGUCUGCAUAUUCUCCAGGCAUUGCCGCCAGUGCGCGCCGUCCACGGCGUCGACGCCAACUUUCUCGUGAGCGACAUCCUCAGCCACCUCUCCCAGAUUCAUGAUGGAGACCCGUACUUCAAGGCCACGUCGUGGCCUACAUUCAUCGCAGGUGCGGAGACGCGAGAUGGCGAGACGAGGACGUGGAUCUUGACACGCAUGCUUGCCAUCUGGCAUAUUUGCCCAUGGGGCUACAUCUUCGCCGCCAUCCGGAUGUUGAAUGUCAUUUGGGACAUGCAGAGCCACGGCCCUGGAUCUGCGGUAAACUGGCUCCAGAAGCUAAAAGAAGGGAACCUGGGUUACUUGAUUGUGUAG